UCUUGUCUUACCGUAGCGCUCUCUCCUGCAUAGCAUGGCGAGCACCGGUAGAGCAAUGAUGGACGGGGAUUACAUGAGACAUGCUGAAUACUCACCCAAAUCUAACAUUACGAGUGAGACAGAUAUCGAUAAACGAUUUGGUGGCACACUGAUUGCAGUCGGGCUGGGAGUUGCUGCUGCAGGGUUUGCAGGUCGGUAUGCUUUCCAUUUAUGGAGACCCCUGGGUCAGGUUAUUACAGAAGCGGCUAAGAAAGUGCCCUCUGCGACAUUCUCUGCAUACUACAAAGGUGGAUUUGAGCAGAAGAUGUCCAGGCGGGAAGCCAGUCUUAUACUUGGGAUCAGUCCGACUAGCACAAAGGCAAAGGUACGGGAAGCCCACAGGAAGAUCAUGGUCCUAAAUCAUCCAGAUAAAGGUGGAUCUCCAUACAUAGCGGCAAAGAUCAACGAAGCAAAAGAUCUGCUUGACUCUGGCCCUCGGCGUUGACCCAUCAUUUACUUCAUCAGAGUUACAUCUACUUCAGUGCUGCCAGUACACUCAUAAGCCUCCACAAGUCAUCAUUCUUCUGUGUUUUUCUGUUAUGUCAGUGAACUCUCAACAUAUUGAAUUCAUUUCUAUCUUUAAAUGAAUUUUAACACCACUUGAAAGCCACUGGGCAAAAGUAGAUCCUUCUACAGAGAUCCUUUGAUUUUUUUUUGUUAUUUAUUUAUUUGAGGCCACUUGAAAUUCCAAUGUACAGACACAAAAUGCUUCCUAUUAUCCACAAGGACCACACAGUGUAAAUGUUAGUUUUGGUUGCUGAAUAAACUAUUUUACAAAUCCAAA
Messenger RNA from Paramisgurnus dabryanus, 823 nucleotides. It is a transcript of the gene dnajc15, whose product is annotated as DnaJ (Hsp40) homolog, subfamily C, member 15. Lineage: Eukaryota; Metazoa; Chordata; Actinopteri; Cypriniformes; Cobitidae. Gene Ontology annotation, biological process: protein import into mitochondrial matrix. Gene Ontology annotation, cellular component: PAM complex, Tim23 associated import motor. Gene Ontology annotation, molecular function: ATPase activator activity. The record is from RefSeq and is a predicted model, not a curated record.